UAUGUUGCUAAAGAAACAAAUCCAUGUGAGAGCCUUGAUUAAGUGGGUCGUCCAUUCUCAUCCAUAAGAUCUCUAAGUAAUUCACCUAGUAUAAAUAGCUAGCAAAAGCCUAAGGAAUUUCAUCAAACUCCAAAACUUAUCUCUUUCAAAUUAAGAACACUAUCAUUCCUCUCAAGUUCUUACACGAUCCAUAUGGCUAUUCGUUUCCCUUCCAUGCUUUCUCAUGCAAAGCAAAUUCUUGCAAGAAAUCAGCAAGUAGUCCCAAAGGGGCAUGUCCCAGUUUAUGUUGGAGAGCAAGCUGAUAAGAAGAGAUAUGUGGUGCCACUUUCUUACUUAAGCCACCCUACAUUCCAAUACUUGCUACAACGUGCUGAAGAAGAGUUCGGAUUUGAUCAUCCCAUGGGUUGUCUUACAAUUCCUUGCUCUACAGAGACGUUCUUCAAACUAACUUCUGAACUCAAGUGCUAAAGGAGCAAUGUUUCACUCACUAUUCAAUUCUUUUGGGGUUUUUUCCUCUUAGAGAUAUCUGUUAACCCUGAACAAAUUAACACUGUAUAGAAUACAAUCUACUUUUUCCCCCCAUCUGGAUCAUUUCAGAGGGGUGGUUCUUACUUGAUAUAUUUUCAAUGACUCGAAUUUUGGAUUACAA
Molecule: messenger RNA, 649 nt
Organism: Spinacia oleracea (spinach)
Lineage: Eukaryota; Viridiplantae; Streptophyta; Magnoliopsida; Caryophyllales; Amaranthaceae
Product: auxin-responsive protein SAUR21-like
Exons: 1
Coding region: 193-468 (91 amino acids)
Biological process (GO): response to auxin
Source: RefSeq, a predicted model, not a curated record